GUCUUCCAAGUUGGGGCGUGACUUCAUGAGGCUUCUAAACGUGAAUGUUUACACUUGCAACUCUCAAGUAUAGACUCUCAACGCAACAAUUGCGUUGCCUUGAUCUUCCCUCAAGGUAUGCAGCGUUGGACGUGUCCUUAGAAGCUCUAAGAUUGUUCGAUGUCGAAUAACGACCUGUUCGUAUAUCAACGCACUUCAGCUCGGGUUCGUGAGCUGGAAGAAAAAAAAAGGGUAGAGGAGGGCGGCAACGGCACGACCUCCGCAGGGACAUGGACUCGGGAAUCGCGUCGUAGAAGAAACGACGUUGCUUCUUUCAACAGCGCCGCGACCCUUUUCAGAAGAAACCCUCAGGGGCGACAUUUGUUAGACCUCGAGAAGGAACGAGAUAUCGCAAGGGGAAGAAAAAUUUGCCUGAGCCGUCGAGAUCUUUUCAAAGAAACCGACCACCUGUACACGCCUCUAUGGCACACUGGAACGUCUGUGAAACUGAGCGUCUCAGGAAAACCCAGGAGAACCGCAGACAGCACAGCCGGCACCGGGAUUCAAACCCGGGUACCUCCCAGGACGGUAUAAUCGGGAGCGGUGCCCGUCAAACCCGUAUAAGGGAAGAAGAAGAAGAAUGUGCUAUUGCAGCACGUGGUGGAAAUUCAACGAGACGCGCCCCAAAAUUCUUUGACUCGUACGGCCACAGAAGUGUUCGUGUGAACGGAACUCGUGCUUACCCAGCCCAUCGAAUCGUUGCGCAAUCCCUUCCCAACCUUAAAGGACCAUGACUGCCAUCUGCGUGAUUUGCAUGGAACUUCUGGUGGGUCGAGAGAACGUUGUGACGACCUGCGGUCACGUGUUUCACCGUCAGUGUCUCCGGGAGUGGUUCACGUCUCAAGAGGGCUCCCAAUGCCCUCAAUGCCGCAACGUGACGGACACCCACCUCAAAAGGGUUUAUAUUACUUGGCAGGAUUCGCAAAGCAGUCGUCGCCUGUCAACGAACGAAGCUCCAGAGCAAGCGUUGAGUCAACAACCUGGCGUGGCCGAAUCUCCAAACCUCACCUUAACCGAGCGCAUGAUGUCGUUGUUCUGUGAAGUCAGCGCAGUGGCCCGUACCACGGCCUACCACCUUCGCCACAGCCUCCAGGAACACAGGGUCAUCAACUCCGCUGUAGAAAUCGCGUGCGAUAUCCAGAACCUGGCACGGUCGUCGGCAAACAGCGUUCGCCAGGACAUUCAGCAGGCGGAGGUCCGGCUCAGGCGCGCCUUAGCAGAGAUGGGAGUUGUGUGCAGCAUUUCUCGAGCUCUCUGACACGAGCUACGUUGGACACCAUUCUGUGUAUAGGCAACGUGGAAUCCUACAAUACCGCCACUGCAACAGAAGCAUACUACGGACCGCGGCAUACAAACAAUUGUUCAAGAUUUCGUGGGAACGUGAAUAUAAUUGUGCCUUCAGAAACUCAAUAUAAGGGAGCCAACGCGUAGAAAUAGUGUAACAUUGAAAACUAAAGUUGCUGAGAAAGCACUGCGCCGAUA
Ornithodoros turicata is the source of this 1521-nucleotide messenger RNA. RefSeq lists its product as uncharacterized. Gene Ontology annotation, molecular function: ubiquitin protein ligase activity; zinc ion binding. Gene Ontology annotation, biological process: protein ubiquitination; replication fork processing. The transcript is spliced from 5 exons. Lineage: Eukaryota; Metazoa; Arthropoda; Arachnida; Ixodida; Argasidae. The record is from RefSeq and is a predicted model, not a curated record. Gene Ontology annotation, cellular component: site of DNA damage; nucleus. Bases 770 to 1297 code for a protein of 175 amino acids.